This is a messenger RNA of Ectocarpus sp. CCAP 1310/34, 5748 nucleotides long. The record is from the annotation of a GenBank genome assembly. NCBI's taxonomy places the organism in Eukaryota, Phaeophyceae, Ectocarpales, Ectocarpaceae.
CCGCUGUUGUUGUGCUUGCUGUUGUCGACCUGCGCCCGUGUUGUCACUUAUGUCAGGCGAGUUCGAGUUAUUGGCAGGAGAAGGCUCCGGUGGACAUCGUUCAUGCUGCUGUUGUUGCUGUUGCCGCUGCAGCUGCAGCUGUUGCGGCUCACGCGAGACCGUCCGGAGCGGCGGCGUGACCGGUGAUGCCGUGGUCGAUUGUUGUCGCUGCCGCCGAGCUGCCCGUCGCGUGUUGAGACCAGGGUUGUGCGAAUUCGCAGCAUACACCGGUUUGUACGAUGGCCCAUUUCAAACUUGGCAUCGUCGUCCUCAUCAUCACUAGCCUCAUUUGGGUCGACAUAAGAACCGCUGUCCUCCAUGCCAAGCUCGCUGUCCUCAGUGCCAGCGUGCAAAGCAAGGGUGGAUUGCUGCACGAGCGAGACGUACACUGAUAUACAAGGAGGAACACCAACUGGCGCUGCCGGCAACGCAACCGCAAGCGCUACCAACAACGCCGCCCAGACAGGCAGGACAGAUCACGCGGCGCGUAGAGGCAUCCCCGAGAGCUCUCCUCGGUGACCUGUGUGGAUGCUACUUGUGUUCGUGUGUGGCGGGGAGGGGAGGCGGGCGCUCGCUGGCUUGCUGUGCUAUACAACUCCUUGCGUGUGGGUUCGGGGAUUGAUUCCCAGCCUCCCCUCUACGACGAGACCGUCUGUUCGAGGCUUUCAAGAAAAAAAAAAGAAGGGGCCGAAAUCGACCUAGUGAGUCCCUCGUGGGCGAACCAGGACACAACAGAUAGUAGGCGGGUGGUGUCCCAAGGUGCAACUCACCGCCGCGCUGGCUCAGCGUGGCGGUGAGGAUGCACAGACGGUGGUAGUGGCGAGAGGGGUGUAUGGACACUGUUCCCGCGGCAGUAAUGCAUAGCGGCAAACUGCACCUGGCAACCACCGUCGCGGAAAGCUUGGCCCACGAAGCUGGAGGAGUAGAGAGAUUCGUAAACACCACGUCAGUAAGCACCGCUCGCGGGAGAAGGGAGACGACCGCGGGCACCGCGGGGAGGGAGUGCUGCACCCUCCUCGUCAAAACACCACAGGCAAGAACCGAGCUCUGCAGAGAUGGAUUGAUGCGAGGAAAUUCGCCGCUCGGAAAAUACGGAAGAAAGCACACCCGCAACGCGAGGUGGACCGAGAGAGACACGAGACCGCAGCGGCCGUCAAGGCAGCUGCGAAGAAGAAGGCACGAGAGGGCGACCUAUCGUUCGGCACGUUCAACGUACGCACGCUCGCCUACAGCGAUUUGUUCCGCGACCGGCUGUGAUGUGAUAGGACUUCAGGAGACCCGACGAGAGGGGCAAGGUUCAAUUGCACACGACGGGUACGUGAUCAUCUGGAGUGGCGCCCGUGCUGGCACCAAGGACAAGAGGGGCGUACACGGUGUGGGCAUAGCGAUCAAGGAGGCCAUGUGGGAGAGUGUGGGCGAGGAAGGUAGGACGGUGGAGUGCAUUAGCCCGAGGCUGAUGAAGGUGCGUCUGCAAAUUGGCCGCACCUGCGGAGUAACUUUCGUGGUGGGGUACGCCCCUACGGAAACUGCCCGCAACACCGCGGGCGGUGAUGUCAAUGCCAAGGACUCCUUCUGGACUGCUCUCGACGCAGAGAUCCGGGAGGUCCAUAGCCGUGACCAUCUCGUGGUACUAAUGGACGCCAACGCACGUACUGGCAGGAGGCGAGACGGAUGCUGCGAUGCCAAGAUUAUGGGCGCGUACGGACGCGACAUUAUGAACAACAACGGGGAACGACUCCUUGGACUGGCGUCAGACAACCAACUCUCCCUGACCAACACCUACUUCCGGACACCGAAAGGUGGAGUGCAGCACACAUUCCAGAGCUCCAACAAGGGAAAGGAGAAGUACCGCCUCGACUUCAUCCUCAUGCGUCAGGCGGACCGGCGUUUCGUGCGCAAUGUCUCCGUCAAACGUGUCGACUUCAAAGACUCUGACCACAACCUCGUGCUUACGACUGUCCGCCUCCCCCCCCGUGUCGCACCCAACCGACGAGUGCGGGGGAACAGCGGAAGCAGCCGGAUCCGUAUCGACCUCGAACGGUUGAGGAAGGAUGUGCACCUACGGGCCGUCUUCCAAGACAGGGCUCUCAACCGCCCUCCGCCCACGGCCCUCAGCAGGCCAACGGGAGAGACCGCCGCCGAGCUCACCGCUGUGGUGAUGUCGGCCGCUGCGGAGAUCGCGCCGCUGGCGAGGAGCGCACGAGGGAAGGGAGGAUGGUACACGAGCGAAGCGCAGCACGAGAUUUCCGAAGCGUCUAGGGAGAUAAGAGUGGCCCAACAGCAGCUGCGCGGGGCCUCAAAGAACAGCGACUUAGAGACGACCCUGAAGGCGAAGCUCAAGGCGGCGCGGAAGAAACGCAGCAGCGCGAGGUGGAGAGCACUGGAAAAGUUCUUCGAGGGCUAUGUGAGGCAGCUCGAGAAGAAGAGCCGUGAGGGGGACCAGGCGGGUUUCUACAGGCACCUGAAGAUGAUCGACGUCGAAGGUAAGAGGCCACUUACCUCCCAGAACAUCAAGGACGAGGACGGUAAGGUCCUUCGGGACCCCACGCUUACCCGCCAGCGGUGGGCGCGGUGGUUCCACAAGCUCCUUAACACCAAGUCGCCGACCAUCGACCUGCAUGCGGCUGACAAGGUCAAGCGGUGGCCCACGUGCGUGCCACUCGACGACAUCCCAUCUCUACUUGAGGUUGAGGAAGCGGUACGGGAAAUGGCCAACAGAAAGGCCGUCGGGCCGGACGACCUACCGGCUGAGCUGAUCAAGCUUUUCCUGGACGGAGAUCAAGGUCUCCUCCGCGAAUUCCACGCCAUUGUCGUGGACGUGUGGCAGACGGGGGACGUACCACAGCAGUGGAAGGAUGCCACCAUCAAAGUGCUGUUCAAGAAGGGGGACACGAUGGAGUGCGGCAACUACCGGGGCAUCUCUCUCGUUGCACACGCCGGCAAGGUGCUGCUUAAGGUCGUUGCAACACGCCUAAGCCACUACUGCGAGCGAGAGGGCAUCCUCCCGGAGGAGCAGAGCGGUUUCCGCCCACACCGGUCGACGCUCGACAUGCUGUUCGCCAUCCAGCGGCUCCAUGAGCUCGCGAGGAAGAAGAGUACUGCGGUGUUCGCGUGCUUCGUCGACCUCACCAAGGCAUACGAUUCGGUGGACCGAGACCUACUGUGGGACGUGCUCCGACGCUUCGGCGUGCCCCCGAAGAUGCUGGCGGUCAUUCGCCACUUCCACGAGGGCAUGAGGGCGCGGGUUCGAACGGACGACGGGCAGUACUCGGAAUGGUUUGACGUCGGCCAAGGUCUCCGACAGGGGUGCAACCUGGCCCCGCUGCUGUUCAACUUGUUCUUUGCCGCGAUGCUCAUGGUCGCCGUGGCCGAGUUCGACAAGGACCCCAAGGUGACGGCGGACAUGGUCAAGAUCGGGACACAAGUGGAGUACACGGGCAAGAAGGGCAGGUCGGCGGGGAGGAAGACGACGGUGGUGACGGACGCGGAGGCCUUGUGGGCCAUGCUCUACGCUGACGACGCGGCCAUCGUCUCGCGCUCGCCGGAGAGUCUCGAGAAGAUGAUGUCGGUCAUCGUGCGCGUGGCCGGCCUGUUCGGACUGAUGGUAUCGGAGCCAAAGACGGAGAUCAUGUGCAUGCUGCCGAAAGGGAUCGAGGAACGCCCGUUCACGGUCAGCGCCGCCGGCCAGACGUACAAGCAGACAGAUCGGUUUGUGUACCUCGGACGUACCAUCUCCGCGGACGGGAAGGCCGACCGGGAGAUCACGAGCCGCAGCUGCCGAGCGUGGAAGUGCUACCGCCGGAACAGUGCUUCGAUGUACGACAGGCGACGGGCCGACCGCCAGCUCAAGAUCCGGCUUCUCCAGGCUGAAGUGGUGGAGACUCUCCUGUAUGGGUGCGCCUCGUGGAGCCUAACAGCGGAGCACUACACGAAGCUCAAUGGGACCCACCGCCAGUUCCUCACACGGUGCAUCGGCUGGAGCAAGCGGAAACGCUCAGACCGCCACCUGUCCUAUGCCCAGGCCCUCAUCCAGGCAGGCUGCGAGGAAACCAUCGAGGCCACCGUGCGCAAACGGAGACUGUGUUUCGCGGGCUUUGUUAUGCGCAUGGAGGACAGCCGCCUCCCCAAGCGCAUGCUGUUAGGAGCGAUGGCGGGGGGCGUGGGAUACCGGGGCGGGCAGGAGAGCGACUGGGUGUCUCGUCUAGGAGAGGACCUCGUGGCCUUCAACAUGGGAGACGAAAAGGAAGGGGGGAAAUGGAAAGAGAGCGCCAAGGACUCGGAGGUGUGGUACAACAAGGUCGAGGACGGGGCGGCAUGGUUCAUGAGGAAAUGGCACAGGCAGGAGGCGGAAGCGUCCGCGAAGCGCCAGCGCGCGAGGGAAGCAGAAGCAGAGAGUACGACCAUCUCAGGACCGAAGAGAAAGAGAACCGGCGAAGCGGCGGUGGGGGGGAAGAAACGGCGACCGGGCACUGCUGUAGAAGCGAGUAGGGCGGCCGAGGCAGCGCUUGUGGCGAACUAUGUACCCGGCUGAUGUUGUUGCGCCCUGUUUCCCUCCCUGCCGUAUGCUAUACUCCUUUAUGUAUGUCCUUUUUAUUGCCUUCGGCCUCUGUGCUGUGUUUCUUUUUUCAUGACCUCCCUGCCUACGCUGCUGUGUUGGGUACCUUGAGCACGCUUUGCUGUUGCCUUUGUUUUUGUACGUCUGGCUGUCUGCCCAUCUGCCGCCUCUUUGCCCUGUUUGCUCCGUUACUCCCAUGCCCUGGUGCGCAGUGCCUGAUGCUGGUACGUUACCCCUUGAUUUUUUCUUUCGGCGGGGGUGGGAAGCGGCCUCCUUUAUUUUUCUGUUAUUUUUGUUUUGUUUUAUUUUGAUCGGUGUCCGAGGGCUCUUUUCUCGAACGGUCGGUGCGAUACCUGUUCUUUUCAUUCUAUCAUUUUGUUUUCUUUUCCCGAGUGGUUUGUACCCUAUUUUUUUUUUUUUCUCGCGGCGUCGCAUGUGCCGGGUUUUGAGACCACCCCAUUUUUUGUGGACUAUAGAGCUAAUGUGAGAAACAACAACAACACGUAGCCUUUCGCUCACGCUAUGGAUUCAUUGCUAAUCUAUCUUAGACUUACUUCUAUAGAUAGAGAUGGAUUUGUUGUGUGAUAGUAAGAAGAAAAAAAAAUAGCAAUCUCCGUUCUCUCCGUUCGUAACCAGUUCACACGUGUUCGCGCCCAUAGGAGAGCAAAAAAAAGUACAGACAAAAAAUAACGCCGCGGGUUUCAGCGGGGCAAACAGACAAUAUCCCCCCACGUUGGCGCCCCCAGGGUCACCACUGCUACUACCUUGUCACCAGCCCAGGGCUCCACACCAACACCUCGGAUCGGCACGAAACUUGGCGGGAACUUCGAUCAAGUUGUGUAAUACACCGGUGAGAGGUUCAUUGGUUUGAUAAUGUCGGCAAAGUGGAGAAAGAAAGGUGUAUAUGGCUUGAGGGCACAAGAGGAAAGUUUCGGACCACGGUGACACCGGGUUUGCCAGGCAACUUUCAGCAAAUAAAUUUGGUUACCAUCAAAACGUGCUCUGCAGCAGCGUUGAACUGGCAGCUGACCGAGUCCAUAGAUGUAGAUUGAAUAAAAGAUGUGCACUAAUUGGGAUCAGCACUACAGCGCGCGAAAUCGGUGUAGCAGAUGUGCCUCCAAAAACGCGGCGGAACUUGCCAGAACACGGGUUGG